AAAUCAAAAGCCAAUCGUAACCUCUCUCUCUCUCUUGCUUGGGCGGUACCAGAAGAGCCGCUCCCCUUUUGUUUUCUCUCUCCUAAAAAAAUUCAAAUUCUGCCUCUCUCUCCUCCACCUCACAAUUCACAAUCCCCCUCAGUGCCCUCACAAGUUACAGUCCUCUAGGGUUUCACCCCCUCACCGACUUCUGCAAGCCCAAUCGGCCAAUCCCUCUCUGUAUUUAUACUUUCUGUCUAAGCAUUGAUCUCGAUCUCAAUCAAUGGCGGAAGAACCAGUACCACAGGCUUCGACUUCGAAUGCUGCACCGUUGGGUCACUCGGUGAUUCCGAUAGUGAACAAGCUCCAGGACACCUUUGCACAGCUCGGAAGCCAGUCAACGAUAGAGCUCCCUCAGGUGGCCGUCGUCGGAAGCCAAAGCAGCGGCAAAUCGAGCGUUUUGGAGGCUUUAGUUGGCCGGGACUUCUUGCCGAGGGGUUCCGAUAUUUGUACAAGAAGGCCCUUGGUUUUGCAGCUCCUCCAGACAAAGAGGAAAGCGGGUGGAACCGAGGAGGAGUAUGGAGAGUUCCUGCAUCUUCCGGGGAAGAGGUUUUUCGAUUUUAAUGAUAUUCGAAGGGAAAUUCAGGCUGAGACAGAUAGGGAAGUUGGAGGAAACAAAGGUGUUUCGGACAAGCAGAUUCGCUUGAAGAUUUUUUCACCAAACGUCCUGGAUAUUACCCUGGUGGAUUUGCCGGGCAUAACAAAGGUUCCUGUUGGUGACCAGCCUUCUGAUAUUGAAGCACGAAUUAGAACAAUGAUAAUGUCCUAUAUUAAACUACCAAGCUGUUUAAUACUAGCUGUUACACCAGCAAAUUCUGACCUAGCAAACUCAGAUGCUCUUCAGAUAGCUGGAAAUGCUGAUCCCGAUGGCUAUAGGACAAUUGGUGUAAUCACAAAGUUGGAUAUUAUGGACAGGGGUACUGAUGCCCGCAAUUUUUUACUUGGAAAAGUGAUUCCCCUCCGACUUGGUUAUGUUGGUGUUGUGAAUCGUAGCCAAGAGGAUAUUAUGAAGAACCGGAGCAUUAAGGAUGCACUUGUGGCCGAGGAGGAGUUCUUUCGUAGUCGUCCAGUGUACAAUGAUCUUGCUGAUCGUUGUGGAGUCCCCCAGUUGGCAAAGAAGUUGAACCAGAUUCUGAUACGGCAUAUUAAGACACUGCUUCCAGGGUUGAAGUCUCGCAUUAGCACUGCAUUGGUUUCUGUUGCUAAAGAGCAUGCUAGUUAUGGGGAAGUCACAGAAUCAAAGGCUGGUCAGGGAGCUCUUCUACUGAACAUUCUUUCGAAAUAUUCUGAAGCUUUCUCUUCAAUGAUAGAGGGAAAAAAUGAGGAAAUGUCAACUUCUGAAUUGUCUGGUGGAGCAAGAAUUCAUUAUAUCUUCCAGAAUAUAUUUGUGAAGAGUCUGGAGGAGGUGGACCCCUGUGAGGAUUUAACGGAUGAUGACAUCCGUACAGCCAUUCAGAAUGCAACUGGUCCUAAAUCGGCUUUAUUUGUUCCUGAAGUUCCAUUUGAACUUCUUGUUCGAAGACAAAUAGCUCGAUUGUUAGACCCAAGUCUUCAGUGUGCUAGAUUUAUUUACGAUGAGUUAAUAAAGAUGAGCCAUCGCUGUAUGGUCAAUGAACUGCAGCGGUUUCCUGUUCUAAGAAAGCGCAUGGAUGAAGUUAUAGGGAACUUUCUGCGGGAAGGCCUCCAACCUUCAGAGACAAUGAUUGGGCACAUAAUUGAAAUGGAGAUGGAUUACAUAAACACUUCACACACAAAAUUUAUUGGUGGGAGUAAAGCUGUGGAGAUGGCCUUGCAACAGGUGAAGUCCUCUAGGGUAGCUGCACCCAUUCCAAGGCAGAAGGAUUCAUUAGAUUCAGAAAAAGCACCUACAUCUGAAAGUCGUCUUAAAUCUCGGGCUAUUCUUGCCAGACCCGUGAAUGGAGUAGUUCCUGAGCAGGGGGUUCGGCCUGUUGUAGAUAUUGAGAGAUCAGCAUCAUCUGGAAGCACUACUGGGUCAGCUUGGGGAAUUUCAUCAAUUUUUGGUGGGUCUGACAACCGCAUGUCUGCCAAAGAGAACUCAACAAGCAGGCCAUUCAGUGAACCUGUUCAGAGCAUUGAGCACGCAGUCUCUAUGAUCCAUUUAAGAGAGCCCCCAAGCAUCUUGAGGCCUUCAGAAACCCAUUCAGAUCAGGAGGCUAUUGAAAUUACUGUGACAAAGCUGCUGUUGAGGUCAUAUUAUGACAUUGUUAGGAAGAACAUUGAGGAUUCUGUACCUAAAGCAAUUAUGCACUUCCUGGUAAACCACACUAAACGAGAGCUGCACAAUGUCUUCAUCAAAAAGCUUUACAGAGACAACUUGUUCGAAGAGAUGUUGCAGGAACCGGAUGAAGUGUCAAUGAAGAGAAAGCGUACCCGGGAGACACUCCGUGUUCUACAGCAGGCUUUCCGGACAUUGGACGAAUUACCACUUGAAGCUGAGACAGUCGAGAGGGGUUACAGCUUGAGUAAUGAUCCAACUGGCCUGCCGAAGAUCCAUGGACUUCCUACAUCAUCUUUGUAUUCUACAAGCAGUGGUUCAACUGAAUCAUACACAGCUUCUCCUAAGAACCCAAAGGCUCGCAAGUCCUCUCAUUCUGGAGAGCUACACUCACCAUUCUAUGCUAACUCAGAUUCCAAUGGAGCUGGACGCAAUUCCUUUCUAGGUCUCUAUCCCACAGUUGAUGUGUAAUCCGUUGGCAAAGAAUGAACUGGACGAAACCUGUCAGUGCAUUAUCGUCCAUUGAUUACUGUCUAUCCUGCAAUCUCAGAAGAUCCCAGGAAUCCUGCCUGCUGUAUCUAGCUAGCUCGGUGGGGUAACAAUAUUCUUUUAUCAUAGCCAGUCAUUUUGACUAUAGUUUUGCUUAAUCCAUUGCUCGUAGUUUCCUUCCAUUAUGGUUGGUUAUAUAUGUAUUGUUUUUGGAAAGUUCCGAAAAGAAUAACAGUAACAAUUGACAAUUGGCUGUUCUGACUCCGUAUAUUUUUCUCCCCAAUUUCUUUCCCGUAAUUUGUUGCAUCUUGAAACUGUGGACAGCAAGUACUGCAGUGUUAAAACCCAAUUAUAAACAUGUACUGAAAGCUAGUGUACAGUUUACAUAUGUUUUAUGGAUCUAUGUAAUUGUAUCCAGUAUGUCAUUUGGGGGUGAACAUACCAGGAUGGUUUUAGUUUUUUAAUUCAACGAAUGAUUUGACACGAGGAUGGAACUUUGUCCAGCGGUAAAGUUGUUCUAUUAAGUUUGGCUAAAGCUGUAAAUAUUUGAUGGUCU
Molecule: messenger RNA, 3320 nt
Organism: Ilex paraguariensis (yerba mate)
Lineage: Eukaryota; Viridiplantae; Streptophyta; Magnoliopsida; Aquifoliales; Aquifoliaceae
Source: the annotation of a GenBank genome assembly